UGCGGCGGGGCGGGCGCUGCUAAUUCCAUUGUGGAGCGGACGCGGCGAUAUUUGUAACUGGCGGCGGCGGCGGGAGCCGUAAGUGCAGCCGGGCCGGGGCCGCCGCGGGCGCGGGGCGGGAGGCGGCGAUGCGCCCGGGCGGCGGCUGCCGGGCCGCCGAGGGAGCCGCCCGCUGAGCCGGCGCGGUCCGGCUGGCUGGCGGGCGGGCGGGCGGCGGGUCCCGCAGCCCCUCUGGGCCGCGCCUCCUCUCCGGCCCGCCUUCCCGGGGGAUGAAACUCGGCAGCGGCUUCCUCGGCGGCGGCAAGAGGGCGGCGGCCAUGGAGCCGACGUUCCCCCCCGGCAUGGUGAUGUUCAACCACCGCCUGCCCCCGGUCACCAGCUUCGCCCGGGCGGCCGCGCCCCCCGCGGCGGCCCAGCACCCCCCGCAGUGCGUGUUACCUCCGGCCGCCGCCGCCGCUUCCUCCACGGCGGCGGGCGAGCCCCCGGCGCCUCCGCCCCCGCAGGACGUGACUUUCAAGAAGGAGCCGGCGGGGGCUUUCCCCUCCGCACCCUCCUCGCAGAGGAGCCCCUGGGGCUUCCUGCAGUCCCUGGUGAGCAUCAAGCAAGAGAAGCCCAGCGAGCAGGACGAGGAGCAGCAGUCGCAGCACCAUCACCACUACGGGGGGCUUUUCGGGGGAGCGGCGGAGGAGAGAGCCCCCGGCCUGGGCAGCGGCGAAGGAACCGGCCAGAGCGUGAUCCAGGACCUCAGCCUUCUUCACCACCUGCACCAGCAUCCCCACCGAGACCUGCUGCUGACUGGCAGAGGCGAGGGCGCUCCAGGGAGCGCGGGUGAGCCAAAGCACGACGCCCAGGUCAAGAAGGCGAAGAGGCCAAAGCCAGAAACUCAGGGAAUCAAAGCCAAGCGGAAGCCGAGCGCUUCAUCCAAACCCCCCCUGGUGGGAGAUGGGGAAGGUGCCGUCGCGUCCCCCAGCCAGAAACCUCACGUCUGCGAACACUGCAGUGCUGCCUUCAGGAGCUCCUAUCACUUGCGCAGGCACGUGCUCAUCCACACCGGGGAGAGGCCUUUCCAGUGCAGCCAGUGCAGCAUGGGCUUCAUCCAGAAGUACUUGCUGCAGAGACACGAGAAGAUCCACAGUAGGGAGAAGCCUUUUGGGUGUGACCAGUGUAGCAUGAAGUUCAUCCAGAAGUACCACAUGGAAAGACACAAGAGGACGCAUAGUGGAGAAAAGCCAUACAAAUGUGACACUUGUCAGCAGUAUUUUUCGAGGACUGAUAGACUCUUAAAGCACAGAAGAACAUGUGGUGAAGCCAUAGGUAAAGCAGGGGCUGGAAUGGAGCCCGGAUCAUCAAAUAGCAUGGGUAGCUUGGCUGCAUUGUCUCAGGGAAAUACAAGUUCCUCAAGGAGAAAAAGUAAAACAAAAAAUACAUCCACUGAAAACAAAGGAAGCAAGUGUAGCAGCAAAAUCGCUGAAUCUCAAGUUACAAGUAAUGUGGCCAUGCCAAGUUAUGCAGUUGAUAUUCCUAUUGUGUCUUCCAGUGGUGGUCUAGUUGGCACGGGCGUAGAAGAACUUCAGAAAAAGGUGCCAAAAUUGAUCUUGAAAAAAGCGAGCAGAAAACAAGGAGACAAAAAUUACCUUAAUUUUGUAUCACCACUGCCAGAUAUUCUGGGGCAAAAACCACUGUCUGGGAAACAGAGUGGCUCUCUAGGCCUAGUAGCCAAUACCGGUGUAGAAUCUAUUGGCCUUCUCCAAAGUACAGGUGGUAAACCGGGUCAAAUAAGUAGCAAUUAUGAUGAUGCCAUGCAGUUUUCAAAGAAAAGAAGAUACUUGCAAACUGCAAGCAGUAACAGUGCCUUUUCACUCAAUGUCGGACACAUGACUUCCCAGCAGUCCGUCAUCCAGUCUCCAGGUGUUAGCGUUAUGGAUAACGAAGCUCCUUUAUCUCUCAUUGAUUCAGCGUCUUUAAAUAAUGAAAUAAAGUCUUGCCACGACAAGUCUGGUAUUCCUGAUGAAGUCUUACAGAGCCUUUUGGACCAGUACUCUCACAAAUCGGAAGGCCAGAAAGAAGAUCCUUUCAGUAUAACUGAACAGCGUGUGGACUUGCACACCUCAGGAGAACAUUCGGACAUGGUUCAGGAAGAAAACUUGAGCCCUAACUCUCAAACGGUUUCAAAUGAUAAGGCAAGCAUGUUGCAAGAAUACUCAAAAUACCUCCAACAAGCCUUUGAAAGAACAACCAACAGCACUGGUUUUGCUUUUGGACCCAGUUUCCAGUUUGUUAGCUUGUCUUCAACUCUCCAUAACCACACUCUGUUUCCAGACAAGCAGAUAUACACUACAUCUCCACUUGAGUGUGGCUUCAGCCAAUCCGUUACCUCAGUAUUGCCAACUGCGUUGCCAAAACCUCCAUUUGGGAUGUUGCUUGGCUCUCAGCCAGGCUUUUAUUUGUCUGCUUUGGAGGCUUCGCAUCAACAGUUGACUCCUUCUCAAGAGCUGGAUGAUCUCAUCGAUCCGCAGAAAAACUUAGAGACUUCAUCGAACUACCAGUCAACAUCUCAGAAACUGACUGGUCAGAAGGAACAGAAAAACUUAGAAUCCUCAACGAGCUUUCAGAUCCCAUCUCAGGAGUUAACCAGCCAGAUAGAUCCUCAGAAGGACAUAGAGCCUAGAGCAACCUACCAGAUCGAGAACUUUGCACAAGCGUUUGGUUCUCAGUUCAAGUCGGGCAGCAGGGUGCCAAUGACUUUUAUCACUAACUCUAAUGGAGAAGUGGACCAUAGAGUAAGGACUUCAGUGUCAGAUUUCUCAGGGUAUACAAAUAUGAUGUCUGAUGUAAGUGAGCCAUGUAGUACACGAGUAAAAACCCCAACCAGCCAGAGUUACAGGUAAGGUCCUGACUGUGACCAGGCUGUGGGGUCUUCUUAAUGUAAUUUGUUUUACUUUGACAACACUGCCAUUGGAAUGUUUCUACACGGUCCUUUUAAGAAUAAUGUAACAUGCCCUUUCAAUGCAACUUUUCAUAUUUAGUUUAUUUUGUUAGUGUGAUUUUUUUUUUAGCUCUGUUUAUUAUGGUUUUUAAUCAAAAAUCAAUAGUUUUAAAAUAGCGUUUUUGUUCAAGUGACAAUGUUUAGCAAUCAAAUUUACAUUAUGUAGAUUGUCAGGGAAUAGCCCAAGAUUUUAAAAUGCAAAAAAUUAACUUUGUUCCUAGGACUAAAGUUUAUUCUAAUUGCUUUACUCUCAGGAAAGUGUAAUGAAGCAUGGGAAUUCUAUGCACCGCAAGUGUAUUGGAACUUCCAAUUUACAGAUGAUGGCAAAUAUAUCUCAGCUUUUUGAGGAAGGGAUCUUUGACAUUUCAAAUUGCUGUCUCUUACGUCAGCUGAUCUGAAAGAAUUUUGCUACCUAAAUCUUGUUGUUUUUAAAGUACUCCUGUUCUUCCAGGUGAUGCUCAUUCCAGGCAGGUGGAGCAAAUAUUCUCGGGUCUGCACGAUGAGCCCAGCACGGUAGCUUUAAUCUGAACAGUAACGUCCCCAGAACUUCUGUGUAAGACUGUAAUUCCGUAAAGAGAUUCUGUUGACACAAACCGUGAGAGCAAAAUGUGUGCAGCUGGUUCAUGUCAUCAGAACCCCAACUUGAACCUACAGUCCUAAUCCAGAUAGGGUUUUGGGAUACGUUACUUGUUACACACGGUUCAAAAAAGUCCAUCUCCUGCUCUUCCCCUUUUCACAUUCUUUUAGUGUAAAGAGUUCCCUCUAUUUUAUUGUGUUCCUCUUGGUUGUCUACCUGCCCCCCCACCCACCUCCCCUUCCCCACCCCCUUUUUUUUCCCCUUUUCCCCUCCUCUCUCUCAUCCCAAUGUAAUAGCUAGCAUUUAAAAAGAUUUACAUUCCAGAAAGUGCAUAUCUUAUGAUGUGCUUUCUGAUGUCUUUUGACAUCAGGUGAUGAACAAUGAACACCCACCUGUUUUAGAAUGAUGUCGAGGUUUCCAUGUACGAUAAGAAAUAAUCUACUCCUAACUGUACAUAGUGAGGCCCCUAUCCUGCAUCAGGAUCAGCUACCACGGACCCCUGUGCCCAGCAGUGUCCCGGUGGUGUCACUGGAGCUCUUUACAGAGAGAGGGGCUUGCAGCAGUUCAUCAUGGCAGGCUUUUAGGGCCUAAGGCUGCAAUUCCAUCAAAGGAUUCUGGUGAUGGCAUCAACUACAAAAGUAGAACUUGAGUGGCUUGUUAAUAUCAACAGAACUUUUCAUUGGAAUUAUUGCCUUACUUUAUGUAUAUUUUGUGGUACAUUAUUUAUUAUAUGUGAAUCCUGAUGAAUGCCUGUGGAGCCAUGGAAACCUGCUAGAAAUACUGGUGGCCAUUCAAAGCUGCUGAAACGCAGUGGCACUGCUCUAAACCACUUUUUGCAAAUGAAUUUUUUGAUUAGUUUUUUAAUGUAAUUUUUGGUGAUGUUUAUGAUGAUGGUUUUUUAUGUACUCUUGGUGAUGUUUCAGUCUUAUGUACUUUUCUGUUGUCAGGAAGGUACCAGUGGUUGUUUGCAGUCUUAUUGUGUAAUCAGCCUAUUACAGGCUUCCAUGUAUAAUAAAGUUAUUAACAUUGUGCAAGUGUAAAACACUUCUGUUAUGAAAGUGGUGUAUUAUUAAAGGAAUUGUUACAAAAAUCCUGGGUAAUUUCUCCUGUUGUCCCUCACCACUAUGAAUAGAAAUCUGAGCCCAUUCGUGAUCUCUUUUGCUAGUAAACUUUUUUUUCCCCCCCCCUCACUAACCUAGAGUUUGUUCUCAUAGAAUCUGUGUAACUCCAUUAACUUUUUAUUUAUACUUGAAUCUGUAUUCCAUGCUAUUUCAGUUUAAAUAAUCAAACAACAACUGUUCUCUAAACACAGAACCCAGCCUGUUAUCAGGGAUGGAAUAGUCCGUAACCACUGUGUUGGCUUUUUUAGUACCUUUUCUUUUGUUUUACAGAGGUUAUAAUUUACAUUCUUUAUAUUGUGUGUAGUAGAAGUUACAUAUGUAUUGUUCUGGCUGUUUGCUUUAACUUAAUAAAACCCAUUAUUCACAAAAUCAUAAAGGCAUCACUUCUAUUAUCCAAUCAUGCUUUUGAGGACUUAGUAAGGAAACAUUAGGAGAUUAAAUUUUGAGAAGGAAUUUACUGGAAGGUUUUCAGUUCGUUUUCUUGAGUUUCCUUUGGAGUGAAAUAAUCAAAGUGUGCUAUUUUAGACACCACGCAUGUAAUUUAUACCUUUAGCUUAGCAAAACUUAACAGAUUUCCUGAAGCUAAAAUGUUUAUACAGCCUCAUCUUUUCCAAUCUGUGAUUUUAGUUAUAAAUAUCUGAAUUGCAUAUUGUUAACUGCAAAGACUUCUCAUAAUUGCUGAAAGUUCGCAAUGACAAAUACAUAACACAGUAACUUAAUUCAAGGUAAAGAUUGUAGAAAAUCCUGUAUUUGCUUUUUGGGGGUCUUAUUUGGUUGUAAUUUCCCCCUCACCCUCCUGUUAAUUCCUGCAUUAUAGUGAAACUCGUGUGAAAGUAGUACUACAGCAAAAUACUUGAAAAGCAUUUUAGGUAAUCUCAAGGUAGGUUGUGGAUUUACUUAGUCUGUAUUUUUCUUCAACUUUGCCUGUGUAUUUGAAUCAAGGCAAUGGCAUGGAUGGGAAAAAUCCUUGGCAUGUUGAAAAACAAGCACAAAAACCUUACAAAAAGUAAAUAUGGAAUAUUCUCAAUGUCUAAUAUUCAGAAUGUUGAUAAGAGUCAUUUAAAAGUAUGAUGGGAAAAUGUAGUGGGAUUUUAUAAGCUCUUUGCACAGCUUAGUCCUUCAAACAUGUUUCUAAAUAGAGCAGAACAAAACAUUUUUCUACUUUAAUAUGGAGUUCAAAUUUUAUUGUAAUGAAGGUAGAGGUAUGUUAAGAUUGCAUGGAAAUCAGGCUGUGGCUUUACCUGGUACACAUUUGAAAACUACAUAGUAGCUGUUAACCCACGUGAACUUUAUUUCGGGGUGUGUUGGUGAAAGAAGGAAAAGGGAAAGCAAAAUGGCUCUUGAAUUCUUUUCCACUCUAUUUCAAGAUUUAGUUUGUUGUUUUUAAAGGAGUUAUGGAAGGGGAAUGAUAACCUGCUGCCUACCAAUAACAGAACUGUAAAAAAUUCAUAGAUGUAAGUACAGAAAAUGGUGCAUAAACUGUUGCACUUCCUCUUAGGGUAGUUCACAUGACAUUAUUGUCUUGGAACCUAGUGCACUAUGAUACCUUGGACUGUGAUUGCACCUCUGUGUCCCAAGCCACUGAAAGUGCAUGUCUGACCUGCCUGCAUAUGAUCUAGAAGAGCUAACUAAAAUUUGUUGUAGUUCCUGAAUUACUUCAAAUGUAUACUGACUUGUGGAAGAGUAAUAUUAGAGUAAGAAACUGAAAUGAAAGGAGAAUGAAAAAAAAGUGCAAACAGAAUGAUGUGAACCGUAUGCAAUUUCAGGUUUAUGGACUACUGAUGAAGUAAAGCAGCUUGAUGCCUCAUGGAGACCUUGAGAAGCUACUGGAAUAAUUCAAUGUAUUCUAUUAGUGGUUUUUUGUUGUUUCAAUUGCUUGGUCUUCCCCUCACCCCCAGCAUUAUAUGUUUGAUAACAGUGUAUUUGUCUGAAUGAUGCUUCUGCUGGUUUUUUUUUUCCCCACCAACUAGAAAUCAGUCUUGUUCAUGUGAGGCUGCUAUCGUGGCUGUGGAAAUGUUUGUAACACCUGGGAAGAUACACGUGAGAAUGUGUAAGUUACCAUCUCGAUGCUCUAGUUGUUGAAGAGAAUCAGGUCACUUUAAAAUCCAAGAUCCUGUUUACAGCCCCUGCUGACUACCAGCUUUAAACAUUUGAGCUGUAAUUUUCCAGUCUGUCUGUCUCAUGCUCUAUGCACUAUCUUUCUCUGGGAAACUUCUGCAAAAAUUGCCCAUGUAUUUCCUAAAAUUAGAUUAGGGAAGAAAACUUUCCUGUUCCACUGGUGUUUUCAUCCCAUGCUUCUUCAAAACCAAAUCAGUAUCAUCCUCCCCCAGCUAGGACUUUAGACUGUGUUGAUGUAUGUCCCUUGUUGAAUCCCUGCUUGUGAAACCUGAUAAGUUUCUGAAGAAUGCUUUUAUGUUCAGAAAUGUGAAAAUUUGGUAGCUGUAUCUCCAAAGAUGAUCCCUCCAGGACAAUGCAUCAGGCUGUUUCAAUCAUUUGGUAUGUUAGCCCACGUGGCAAUCUUUUUUCUAAUGUGUUGGUUAUUGUCAGACUGGAAUCUUUUCUUGCUGCUUAUAUAAACUGCAGUGUUCACUUUUAGUGUUCUUAGGUGAUUUUUGUGCAAUUUUUGUAUUUGUAAAAACACCUAGGAAAACAUGGUUUACUGUUGUGCACAUCAUUUGAAACACAGGAUGUAUAUCCUGCUUAGCAAAUGAACAACUCUCAUAAACUUUUAAUCUGUGUUGUUUGAAACACAUUUAUUGCACAGCUUCAUCUUGCAGAGUCCUGCAUCAUGCUCUGAGUGUCAUCCUGCUUGAUGUGGAUACAAACAGCAAGGCAGUGUUGCUUGGAAGAAAUUCUCUGUCAUCGUGUCAUCAGUCUGUUGUACAUUUGAGAUGGGGUGAAUUGCGAAAUCAACAGAAUAUUUGGUUCUGGCAUUUUUUUAACUUAUAAUGCUUCAUAAUCUUUACAGUAAUGUAAAUUUUCGUAUAUAAUGUACUGCUUUAUUUUCAUAUUGAUGCUUUUCAAUAUUUUGAUUUUAUUAAUUGGAUAAUGGAUCUGGUAGUCUGAAACCUAAGGUUCUCCUUAGCAAUGGGAUGCUGCCACACUGGAAAGCUGUCUGCGUACUUGUAUUGUGUAGCCAGAUUAAAAAUUAGGAAGAAUUAAAAACUGAUUUAAGAAUAUAUUUUUUUAUUAUUUUAAUACACUCUUGCCUGAAAUGUAUCUUAAAUAGUCUCUUAUUUAGUGCUACAGUUAGCAAAACAUUCUGUGAGCUAAUGAGGCAUGUAGCGCUCAUUAUGCAGGAUCUGCAACAAGCAGCUAUCUGCAACAUACAGAUAUUCUGUAGUAGCUCAUGUGCCACCUUUGAUGCUAAAACCUGCUUAAUCUAAAACUAGGUUAUUAUCCUUCAGAAUAUUCCUGUGUCUUGUUCAGAAAGAUCCUUUACUUCGUGCUGUUGGCAAAAGAUUUCAUUUUGAUUUUUAUCUGGAAGGUCAAAAGGCUGGUUGUUUUUUCAUCCCGCAUUUCUCCUUACAGUGUGUACUUCUCUCUGUGCAUGUAGUCUGUUCCCACUGGAUAGGCUGGAGUCUUGACUGGGAUAUGAUGUGUGUGAGUGCUGGCAUAUGGCCAGAAAUUACACUGAGGAUGGAUCAGGCUGCUCAAAGAUUCUGAGUAUGUUUUUUUUGAAGGGGGGAACAAUACCUCACAGGUGGGAAUGUUUCCAGAUGGUAUUAUAUUCUGAGAUGAGUGGGAAUAAGAUUGAGCUGAGACCUGUGUAGAGUAGAAUUUACAAAGAAAUUCAUGUGCAAUUUGAUGAGUGACAAGGUUUAGAAUCACUUUAAUUUGCUUUCCAGUAAUGAGGAAAUACAUAGAUGUGUAAUAAAACAUCUUGCAUGAUUUGCUGAGGUGCUUUAAAUUCUAGUGGGUAAAAUAUGUCAAUGGAUCUUCUUACCUCUUAAAGAAAACGAUCUCUAGAAUGAAAAAUACAUUCUGUUGGAAGCUGCUUGGUAAUACUGGAAAAUGAGACUAAUAAGGAGUAGCUUCUCCAGCCGCAGAGGGCAUUCAUGUUGUGUUAGCUAUCUGCUUGGAAUUCGGUCAGGGUGGUGGUAACACAUUUACUUGUGGCAGCUCCUGGCCCCACGCUCUCUGCAGGGGCAGAAGGCACUCCCAGGGUCCUGGCAGAGAGGACGAGGCCUGCCUUGUGCAGCUGGGCUCAGGCCAGGGGCUGGGAAGUGGGAGAGACAGCGCAGCCAGCUCCGCUUCUUACAGCACUCCGGGCUUUUGGGAGGCCUGCUGUUUCCAAGUACUGAUUCACUUUGUGAAACUGAAAUGCAGGCAUCUGUGCCAAAAGUCUGUUAGCUGAGGUUUGGCCAGAGGGCUGAAUAACCCCAGGUGUUAUUCAGCAGUGAUCAAUGGAGAUGUGACACUAAAACUAUUUAACCUGCUUAGCUUAAGAAAUCUGUGAAAAGUAGCUCAAAUGAUAUCAUGUUCAUGUACUUGGUCCAUCAAACCUUAUAACUAAACAUUUACACUUGGUAAUCUUAGUGUAGAGUUAGGUCUGUAUGAAAUGUGUAGGUGAUUUAAAAAUUUAUUUUGUGAGCAUUCUUAAUUAAAACUUCUUUCCAGUCAUUUAAUAUUAGUCUGGGGACAUAAGAGUUAAGCUAAUUAUUCUUUUUGUGUUCUUGGAACUUGGAUUUUUGGAGAGUUGGCAAUUUUUGUGCAGAGAUACUAAAUUUGAUUAUUUAUUUUGGAGUUGAGACACACUUUAGAGUAAAAGUAUUUUCAUAUUUUGUUUUGUAUGGUUGUAGAAAUCAUACUUCACACAUAUAAUCUUAAGAGUAGAUGGAAAAGGGAGUAAGACUGCUGAAAUCAUUAGUUUUUACAAUUUUUAACACCAUAUUCUGAUGCUUACAUGUUUUGUUCUUCUCACAAUGAAGCUAAAUUAAAAUCUCUGAGAAAGAGGUCCCUCUAAUAUAGCAUAAUGAAGUCUUUAAAUGGGUACAGUUGUAGGUCAUCGUGAAUAGGAAUGCAGUGACCUUUGUCUUGACAAUGAAGCUGACACAAGCUUCUCAGAGCUGUUCUUUUUUUUAUUAUUUCUCCGCCAGAAAGGACACAAAUAAAACAGAGGAUCCCCCUUCUCCCAUCAGUGAACAAAAUCAAAAGACUAGAAAAUGUGUUGUAACUUGUCAGUUUGCAAAAUCUAGGAAUAACAGUGACUUCUUUCUCAAUAUAGACACUGCUGCUGGAACAAUUCGUGGCAAGGAGUUGGGAAAGGAAGGAAAGUCUACUUGACUGCCCAUAUAACUGCUGAAGGGCCUUCCAGUUUCUUAAGGUACUUUCUAAUCGCCUGUUUUGAUUUUGGGAUACACAGCAGCAAAGCAUUCCAAAUUAUUAUUUGUACCUACUUACAGUUUUGUAUCUAGAAAAGUGACAAGUCUUCCUGUCAUUCAUUUUACACUCACUUUUGCAGCACAGUGCAGGCUUGCAAUGCACUGAGUUGGAAUCUAGCAAGGUCUGAAUUUCUUGGUGAACCAUGUAAGAAAGUGAAGCACAUAAAUGUGGCUGUUUCUAUGGGGAGAUGCCAUUGCUCUCUCCAGCUUCAGCAGAGGCUUGUGAAUUGCAGUGCUCAGCAAUUUUCUUUAACCAUAGACAAUCAUCUGUCAUUCUUAAAUAAUGGCACUACCUGCUACUUCAGGACUUUCUCAAGGCUUCAGCAAUGUUGAUCUGAAUUGUGCUGCCUCUUGUAGAGGAGAGGCCUGUGUAGCAGAGCAAACUCUUAACGUGUGCAGUCAAGGUAACGAAUGGAGAUUUGUUCCUUUUGUAAGAAGUCACAUCUACAGGACUGGUUCUCUAUGAUCAGAUAAUGAUUUUUUUUUAUUUUUAGCCAAGGACUAAAACUGCAUGUUUUUUUUGAAGAGAAGCUUGUUUACUCAAUGAUGAUGAAUUAUACUCCCAUAAGGCCACAGCCUGGGUGAGGACCUGGAACAGGUAUUUUUAUUGGGAAUGUCCCUCUCUGAGAAUAUGCUUCAUCAAAAGGAAAAAAAAGAAAGAAAACAAAAGUUUAGAAUAUGCACAUGUUAUAUCAGAGCUGUGUAAACUGAAAGAGUGACACAGCAGUUGGCAUACAAUAUUAGAAGUUUUUAAAACCUAUUUCAGGAAAACAAUACACUGAUACCCUUUACAUGGAUCUAGUGGACAGUGAGAAGUGAGUUCAAUAGAUUAAAAUAAAAAGCUAUGUGGGACAGUAUGUUAAUGAUUGGCUAGAAAUAUUUAACUUGUUGUUUUCUAUAAAUGAGAAGACUUACUCAUAAAGCUUACCUAAUAAGCUGGAACCUGACCAAUUUGAUACCAGAACUGCAGUGUGCCCUUGUGGAACAAAGGAGUCCAGCAGUGCCACAGGGAUGAAUAAGCACCUGGAUUCUCUUUGAGAGUAGGGGGGGCUGAGAGAGCUGUGAGUGUUCAGUCUGGAGAACACCAGGCUCAGCAGGAGCUCAUCAAUGCCUACAAGUACCUAAGGAGAAAGAAUGAAGAUGAGGGAGCCACACUCUGCAGUACUACUCCCUGACAGGACAAGAGACCUGAUUUCAUCACAGACCUUGGGUUUUAUCAGAAGGUGUUGUUUGGACUAACUCAGUAUUUCUAACUUCAACUUUUCUGGCUUCUAUAAAUGGACUGCUCAAAGGAGUCAAACAUUUAUGGAUAUGGCAAGUAGCUAUGUGGAGCAUAAGGAAACAUAAAGUAAUUAUAAUAAGCUAGCACAUUGCCAGUUUCUUUCCAGCAUGGAAGAGAAGGUUCAGGAGUUACCUACGCAUUGGAAGCGUGGAUGUAUUGUCUUCUAGCAGAAAUCCAGCUGGAUGGGUUGAGUUGUCCCAUUGAUUUAGGUGGAAUACCAGUUCUGCGCUAUAUGAUCAGCACCAUAAGAAAAGGCUGAGUGCAACAAUUUCAGUUUCUUACCCUAGAUUUGAAAACACUUCUCUUGCACCAGAUUAAGGCAUUAGAGAAGAACAAAUUCAAUCCCUGUCCUUUUACAGCGAUGAAGUGACUCCUUACAGACAUCAUUAUCUGGAAUCUAAUAGAAGGGGCCUGAUCCAUCUCUCUGUCAGGAAAGUAGCAUAUUGCAUUAUGAGAAUCAUGAAUAGUAAUCUCACUUCUAUGCACCUCGGGAUGGCUUGCUGGAGUCCACUCAAUUUUACUUCAAAAACCAACCAAAUAUAACUAAGGAAAACAAAACAAGUGUCUGCAGCUGAAACAUGGAGUUGAACUGCUGGUCUGUCUGUGUGCCCAGUCUCCAGGGAGAAAAAGCAGCUGGCAGCUGCUGACACUGAUCCGCUGUGCUGUCGCACGGGGAGCAGUCGGGCUGUGCAGUGUUUGCUUCCAGUGAGUGCCCCUGUUGUCUCCUUGGAGUUGCUGCUCCAUCCUGAGCAAGACAUUACUGAGACAUCAUUGAUGCUGCUCUGCAGGACAUUCUCAGGACUCUGGCACACCAGUGCUCAAUCUUGCACAAGCUGCGAAGGGGUAGGAGAAAGAGGGAAAUUUGCCAUAGUCUACAGUGCAUCUCCAGUAAAUGGCCAACAUUACCCAUGUAUAAACUCAGGAGCCUUCAGAGCAACAGGGAAAUUGCUAAUCGUACUUCAUCUAAGUGAAGUCUGGCUGUAAAUUACGACUAAGCACAAUGAGGAGCCAUGUGUAUGAAAUACAGAAGAAAUGUGUUUCCCAUGAAGACAACAGAGUUAGAAUGGAAAGAAAAUGGAAGAGUUCUGGUGUUCAAGGAUUCAUGUCAGGUGCUCUCUCCAUGAACCUUUACUGGAACAGGGAUUUUAGACUUAAAAAUGUAGUGCAAUGAUGGUUUUGUGGCAACACAGCAAAGUACAUCUGAAUUAGGAUCAGGUCGUUCGUGAGCUACAUGAAAGGCUCAAAAUAUGUAACAAAUAUUUGGAAAAACCUGAAUACAGGACACUUCAUGGUUAUAACUGAAUUUUGAUGUGUUUUACCCAGUUUAACUGAGUGCAUCUAGUUCAUCCCCAAGGAGCAGCCAGCAUAAUAUCUUCAUAUCUUCAUAAGGCCCUUUUAACAACUACCACAACAUUACUUCCCUUUAGGCAGAAACCACUAAAGAAUUGUGCAAAAAAGCUAAUACUGUACUGAAUAGUGAAAUAAUGAUUGCUUGACCUAAUUUGUAUCCUCCUUGAAUCAAAUCCUGUGUUUAUUUGCUGAUGUAAAGACUUCUAGAUUUGGCCCUCAAAUGCCAAUACCUCUUUUGUGCCCGCCACAACUCUGAAGCCUCACUGACUACAACUCACAUCAAAUGGGAAAAAGAUACUUAUUAAUUUCC
This is a messenger RNA of Motacilla alba alba, 13010 nucleotides long. RefSeq names its product zinc finger protein 281 (gene ZNF281). NCBI's taxonomy places the organism in Eukaryota, Metazoa, Chordata, Aves, Passeriformes, Motacillidae. The record is from RefSeq and is a predicted model, not a curated record. Gene Ontology annotation, cellular component: nucleus. The transcript is spliced from 13 exons. Gene Ontology annotation, molecular function: RNA polymerase II cis-regulatory region sequence-specific DNA binding; DNA-binding transcription factor activity, RNA polymerase II-specific. Gene Ontology annotation, biological process: regulation of transcription by RNA polymerase II. The coding region runs from base 270 to 2888 and encodes 872 amino acids.